AUGGCUCUGCUCAAUCCGACCUUCCUCUUCGGCGUCGUCGUCCUCCUCUACCUGUCCUCCUUUAUCCUCUUCGCCGUCAUUCGAAUCCUCACCGGCGUAUCGAUCCAGCGAAUCGGCUACUUUUCACUCCGGAGACUCGCCUACACCCCACGAGAUGGAUUCAAGAUUGAGGUACGCGGCCUCGGGCUCAACGUCCACCGCCCAACAUUUGCCCAGCCCACCUGGCUGAGCGUCGUCAUCAGCGAGCUCACCGUCACGGUCGACAUCCGCGAACUGGACGGCAAGAAGGGCGAGGACAGCUCAACCGAUUCCGACAGCAGCACCGACGCGGAGGAAGAGCCGGAGGUGCCGGCCGCCGAACAACAGCCCAAGGUGCCACUCAUACGUCGAAACGGCGGACCCCCGCCCCGGAGCGAGACGUGGAAGCACUUGAUGAAGCUCAAGGACCGGAUGAAGAGGGCGCACCGCAAGCUCAACUGGCUGCGGAUGGUAGACGUCGUCGCCACAAACUCCACGAUUAAGGUCGUCGACGUCGGCGACGUCCAGUUUGGCAGCUUGACCGUCGCCGUCGACACGCGGCGCAAGAUGGUGGACCGCGCUCGCUUCUUCUUUCAGGCUCGCAACGACAAGAACAAGCAGAAGCAGCGGCAGGCGGAGUGGAUCAUGACACUGCGCAGUGUCCUGUUCACGCCCGAGGGCAAGGAGUCCCUCGAGAUCCUCGACAAUGCGACGCUGAAUAUCCAUGGAUUCUUAUACGAGGCGCUGGAUGGCCUGCGGGACGCUGCGAUUGCCCUCAAGCUGGGCCGUGUUCAUAUACCCUACGACGACGUGCGCGUGUGCGCCGAUCGCUUCAAGCAGUGCAAGUUGGCCGCGCGCUCGUCCACCCUGUCCGACGAGCCAGCCGACGUUUUCAUGGACAAGGUCAUACACGAGGUCGCCCAGCCUGGCAGCACCAACCAGGAUCUAAUUCAGACCGUGUCCGAUUCCAAGGAGUUUGUCAGUUCCAUCUUGAGGGGCGUUAAGGAGGUCCAGUUUGCAGUCAGUUUUGUUGGCAUGACCAAGAGGGUGGAGUCCGUCAAACCUAGUGCCAAGCCCGUCUUGUUGAAUGCGUCGAUGAAGGAAGUUGGUAUAGACUUGCACCGUUUGGACCCCAAGUCACCGUCACAUAGGAUGUACUUCCCGUCCAAGGACAUCGCCCACGAGGCUCUCGCCGCGGCCCUGUCCAUCUCCGUCGGUGUCGACGACGGCGACGGGAAACCCGAGAGGCUGCUUUACAUCCCCAUGGCGACAACUACUGUCAAGACGACGCUGCCGUCUAAGACAGUCGAGAUGGCGCAGGAUGUGGGAGCCGAGGAGAGAAACGCAAACAUACUGUUCGCUAAUUCCGUAGUAACUUCCCCCUCGGUAGAUCUCGACCCUCGCCAUCUGCCGCUCCUCGUCGCCAUGCUGAAGCCAAAGUCCUCCAAGAGGUCACGAUCUAGCCGCCAACCGCGGCAUGUGCUCAUAUCACGACUCCUGCCCAAGGCUAAUAUCAAGUUCACCAUGCACGAGCCCGUUCUCCGAGUCGCCUUGCCCGCAGUCGACCAGCACGCGGCAGCCGACGACUUUGAUCUCAUCAUAUCCUCCAUUUCGUCAAUAUCACUCGACAUGGAAUCGUUCCAUUCCACAGUGGAGGACUUGCACUACUCGCUCGCGUCAACCAUGAGGAUCCAGUCGCACGAACUGUACUAUCAGACGUCAUCGAGUAACCGAUUCGACUUGAUUCAGACCGAGUCCUUCGAGCUUAAGGUGCAACUCAGUGCUACGCCAGACGUCCAUGUCGUUGCCUCGAGCAAUCUGCAGACCUUCUCGAUCAAGAUGGUGCGCCCCGAGAUCACCGACGGUCUCAGACAGAUCGUGCGACAGCUGAGGCUAAACGUCGAGCCCGAGAAGCGUUCAAAUUCACACACGUCCACCAAGAAGCAAAACUUCCUUCGCGCAAUGCCAUCUUGGUUGUUGCAGUUUCAACUCCAAGCAUCAGACUUCAGCAUCGAAAUUGCGGGCAUUGACGAGGACAUCUCGGACGAUACCCGCGGGGUGUCCCUCCAGCUCGACGAAUUUUCCGCAGAGUACCGCGCGCAAAGACUCGAGGGGCUUCAACGGCGGCCAUCGCGGCGUAGGGCUAAUAGCCGUACAGUGGCCCCUGACUCGGACCUGCUCAAAAGUCCAAUCUCACCACCGCCGAGGAAGAAGCAGCAGAACCAUGGUGAUGGACGAAGGGUCACUUUCCACGUCCGUGGCCUCGAGGCUUACGUUGUUGAAUCAGAGGACAGGGUCGAGCUGGAGCCGUUUGUCAAUAUGCCGCGGUUUGAGGUGGCCUUCCAGGCCAUGAGUGACCAGCAGGGGCCGAUCUUCCACAUUCAUGCCGCGAUACGGACUGUUCUUUUGCAGUACUCUCUCUUCCGCCACUACUCGGUCGGUGUUGCCAUCAUGAUUUUGCGAAAAGCCUUCAUGAGGUCAGGCCAAGAUGUUGCGUCGCCGCCAAUGUCGCCGACGACGCCACGGAAAGACGGCAAUGCCGAUUUCUUGGCUCCUCCCAUGUCACCAGGCUCUCCCUUUAUCGACAUGAGCGACUACUCCACCUUGACGCCUGAGCUUGUAGCCAUCGACCUCAAAGCUGCCUUGGUGCAAAUCAAAGCCGAGUUGCCGAAUGAUCCUCAGUUGAUGGUCCAGGUCUAUGGCGUCGAGGCUGGCCGGCACAGAUGGUCAUCGCCGUACAUUGCGUCCAAGCUUGUUCGGAUCUACGUACAACCACCUAGGAUGCGAGGCACUUGGGCCAGAAUGGUCAGCAUCAAAGGAGGCCGUGUCGACUAUCGCAAGUCGCGGCGCAAGCUGACAGGUGGUGAAUUCCAAGAAGACAAGAUGAUCGACGUCAACUCCGACGCUAUCCGAUUUGCCGUGCCCCACGAGGUUCAGGUCAAUAAGAUUUCCGACAAUAUCAUUAAUACCCUCAAGUCGAUCAAGCAGCUUCACCACCGCUUCAAAACGGGUACGAAUGAGUACAUCCUCGACAAGGUCCCCGGUGGACCAAAGAACGUUCCAAAGGUAUCUGUUCGGACACGCUCGCUACUCUUUGAGAUGGAAGAUGGAGCCUUUGAGUGGAAACUCGGAAUGAUCUACCGCGCGGGUAGAGUGGAGCAGAUGCAACGACUCGCCCGUGAAGAAGCCUUCGAAGUCAAGAGUAAAAAGGUCCGCGAAGAAGAGUCGAGAAAAGAGUCAGGCAAGCUGCGUGCUCGCUCGCUUUUCAACAGGGGACGACAGCAGAAUGGUGCGUCAUGGGCCAGGAGCCAAAGUGCAGAUGGACGACGGCCUAGCAGCAGAGACGAACGCUCAAGGGGCAGAGCGCCGCGAUACGACCCCGAUGGCGAAGGAGUCGGCCUUACUGGAUCCUCCAAGGUUGCCGAACAAGAAGCACGGGCGAGACUGGAUGCAUACAACGCACAAAGUUGGAAGAAGCGGAUCGAUCGGUUCUACGUCAUGGCCAAGAACGGCAUGAAGGAGAUUCGAGGUCUGUUCUGGGGCCCUGAUCAGCUUCCUGACGAUCUGGAGGAUACGGAGAACAUCCUCGAAGUGCCACAGCGACCCGCGCUCGCGUCUGCACUCAUCACCGAUCUCCAGUUCGUCAUUGACAAGCCUACAUUCGCAAUGAAGGAUUUGCCAGACUUUAUCAACUCCGUCGGCAAGGGAAUGCCAAAGGACAUGAAGUACGGAUUGCUCGUCCCAAUGCAUGUCUCGAUUGACCUUAGUGAGGCGAGGAUAUCAUUACGCGACUAUCCGCUCCCUCUGAUUCAUAUCCCCAGUUUGAAGGCAGGCCAGUCGACAAGGCUACCAGCUAUGUCGCUCAAGACAAACUUCGUCAUGGCGGAGGAGUUCCGAGGUAUGGAGUCUACCCGCCGUAUCAAAGUCAACAUUGUUCCUCCUCGAAUCCACGAACCUGGCGGUAGCAACGAGGGUGGCUUCGCGAUCGACGUUCGGCGGACCAUUGGACCAGUCAAGUCGUACUCCAACAUGCGCGUCGAAAUCAACACAGCUCUGCCGACAAGGAUCACUUGGGGUCCAGCAUAUCAGCCAGCCAUUCAAGACAUGAUGAUGGGUAUCGAGUCCUUUACUAAGCCUCAGAUUGACCCAUCAGAAAGAGUCGGCUUCUGGGACAAGAUUCGUCUCAACUUCCACUCCAGAAUACACGUGGCGUGGAGAGGCGAUGGUGAUAUGCAUCUCGCACUCAAGGGAACUCGUGAUCCUUACUGUGUGACAGGCAACGGCGCAGGAUUCCUGAUGUGUUGGCGCAACGAAGUCAAGUGGAAUAUCAAUGCCGACGACGAUCCGAAGCGGUUCAUGACGGUCGACUCUGGGGAGUACGUUCUUGCCAUACCCGACUACAGCCAUCAAGUCCGCGAAGCUGCGAGACGCACUGGAGAAGACGACAGCCUCAUGAGCGAAGACAGCUAUAAGUCCGGAGCGUCCUUCAAAAAGGUGGUGAUGAAGCUGUCGGGCAAGGUACAGUGGAUGGCUGGCCUCGUCUUUGAACGCGCGAUUCAGGACGGGAAGCGUAGCUUCGAGUUCAGACCGCACUACGACAUUAUGUUGCGCGCUCCUCACCAUGUCAAGCCCGAGGACCAACCAUACGAUGCUUUCCGCGGUUUCCGUAGCCAGCAUAUUCACUUGUCGAUUGCUGUCCGAGCUCCGGUCGACCGUGACUGGAUGGCGAACAAUGUCGAACCGUCUAGGAGCUACAACACGGUUCAUUGUACACCUCGCUUCUUCACUCACUUCUUUGCGUGGUGGUCGUUGUUCGGUGGUGCUAUGGCAUUGCCCAUCCGCCAAGGUCCGCUCUGGCCGGGUCGGGAGAGGAACAGCAAAAAGUUCGGUAAACACCUCUCCACGAUCAAGUACAAUCUCCUCUUGGCACCGCUGUUCCUCAGUCAUAUCUACAAGCAUAAGGAUGUUGAAGAUGCUUCGGACAGUGGGGUGUCGGCAACGGGUCUCAAGGUCAGAUUCGACAGCUUCAUGCUGGAUCUGCACCAGAGACGUGAGGAGUUCAAUACCCGAGACCGCGGUCGCAAGACUAAGGGAAAGACGAGCGGAAUCAAGCUUCACGCGGCCCAGCUUGACCUUGCAGCAGCCGAUGUUCGUGCUGUUUCGGCCAGUAUACGAGGAUCAACGACAGAAGCCAUCAAGAAGGGAACGAUGGGCGACCUAAUAACGAAUCAACGCGACGAUAGCACAGACCUGUCCCGCUUUACCAUUCCUGAUAAUGACCUCAGUUGGAUCGAUAUGGACGAUUUCGUGGAGCUGGAUUGGAUCCUGCCUACAGAGCCUAACCCGGACACCAAAAUCCUUCCACUCGCUUUUGCGCCGCGUCUGACGUACUUCCGACAAACUGAUAUUGGCGGCGUCAUUGCAGGUGAUCCGGACCGCAAAAGCCCGUUCGGCGAUGAGCCGACUCACUUCUGUAUCAUGAGCCACGAUGACGAUCCCAGAAGAGUACAAGCACAACUCAUCCAAGAGCGGUUGGUUCAGUUGGAUGCUCAAAUUGAGAACUACGGACGCAGCCUCGGAGAAGCCGAAUUGAAGGUUGUGCGUGACGACGGCAAGGACCCAAAAUUGGUAACAGCGUUUGAGAGCCUCCAGCAGCAGGGUGGCAUCUUGCAGAAAAAGAAGGCGUACCUCCAGAACAUGCUUCGUCAAAUGAACAGCAAAUCGCCAAUUAACGGCAGCAACCCCUUCAUGAGAGAGAGCGAAAGCAACGCGUCUGAGGAAUCGGUUGGACUGGAUAAAGAAGACGACUCUCUUACGAUACCCUCGGGAGCAGAAUUCGAGAGUGAUUUCAACAACCGAUUCGUCAUCCACAACCUUCAUUUUAAGUGGAACAACACUCUCCGAAAUGUUGUGCUUCGUUAUAUUCACCAAGUCAGCCAGCGCAGAGGUUUCGUCUACUACCUGUCUCGCCCUGCCGUCAAGUUCAUCCUCGACAUUGUCGAAGAGCAGUACAAAGCGAAGCAGAAUCCAAAGCCUGCGAGCAAGAAUAGGACGCCGACCGGGGGUGCUACAGCUGGCGCUUCUCCCGACCUCGAUGCCGCAGAACGCGAGUUCAAACAGGAUAUCGAAGAUCGCAUCAAGAAUAUCCUCAAGGACGGCAAGAAAUAUGUCAACGCUGAUGGAAAGAGUGGCGAAGACGUGCCCAACGUGCCGAUUGAUGACCUGUCGAGCGGUAUCUCGGAUGAAUUCACGCCGCAGAACAGUUACCACGUCCGACUCAUUGCCCCGCAGAUUCAACUGCAAAGCGACAAGAACAAGAAGAAUGUCGUCAUUCUCACAUCGAAGGGCAUGGAACUGAAGGUUGUCGAGGUCAUGGACAAGAAGAGACUUGCCGACAACGUCAGCGGUCUCGUGCAGAGAAGAUUCCUCGUCAACAUGGACAGCACACAGUUUUUCGUUACUCAUCAGUCGUACUUUUCCGAAAUCGUCACCACAUACGCCGGCAGUCGGUACGGCACUCCUGCCACGUCGUCAUGGCCUCCUUGGGUUCCCAUGGAAGUCAUGUUCGACUUUGAGACGGAUCCCUUCGGCUUUAAUAGAGUGGUGCAGAAGACGUCUGCGAUGCUUCGUUACGAAAAGUACAACACUUUGCGUCUCAAGUACAAUGAUGAGGUCAACACUGAGGGCGCUGGUGAUCCAUCCCAGCCCAGCAACGAAAGGAAGAUGGAUAAUCUCUGGGUAGAGUUCCCGCAAGCCAGAGCACUCUGCAAUUCUGGUGACUACUACGCCAUGUACGUUAUUGUACUGGAUCUGCUCAUGUACAAUGAGCCUCUCGAAAAGACACGGACGGAGCGCCUUGAGAAGAUCAUGCUCGCUUCAGACUUCAGCGACCUCAGCGGUACGCCUGAGAUGGUUGAGAAGUUGCAAGAGCGCAUUCGUCAACUUCAGGACAUCAAGUCCCACUUCCAGAUAUACUCCAAGUACAUGGACCAGCGCGGCUGGGAAGACAGGCUUCUUCUUGAACGAGACCUAGCAGCAUGCGAGGACGAACUUUUCUUCAUGAUGAAGGCCAUUACGUCUUCACAGCGGAGAUACGAAACGAACUCGGAAAGCAAUGCUCUACUCCGGUGGAGCAUCACAGCACGCGACACGGUUUGGCACAUGCUUCGAGACAACAAGGAACCGCUCGUCGAGCUGCAGCUCAAGGAUGUGGAGUAUGAUCGUACUGAUAACGCAGACGGGUCACAUAUCAACUUGAUCAGGGUUGGCAAGGUCUUUGGACUGAACUUACUCCCUGACGCCAUGUACCCGGAGAUCAUUGCGCCCUACGCCGAAGGCGACAAGGACAUGGGCAAUCAAGAAAUGAUUCGCGUAUACUGGUACAUGCUUGAAGCCAUCGCCGGUAUCCCCGUUAUGGAUCAUUUCGAGGUCAACUUGUUCCCCAUGAAGAUCCAACUGGAACGUGAGAUUGGCAAGAGGGUGUUUGAGUACAUCUUCCCAGGCAUCGACGGCGACAACAAGAACAAGAACGAUUCUCCCUUUAUGCUCAAGCACCAGCCCACUGAGGACGACGAUGAAGAUGACGACUCGAUGUCUGGCUCUGGUCGUCUGACUGCUAGCGAUAAGGACGGAUUCAGCACACGACCGGGUUCGCUUGAACUGCGUCUGCAACCAACACUGAACUCAGACUCUCCGACCAAGUCAAUAAACAGCAAAAAGUCACUCACGGUCAAUACAGGCGAGGGCCAGGGCCAUACGUUCCGUCUCUUCCGCUCCGUCGGUACAGGCAAGGUCCCGACCAAGAAGCCUUCGUACGAGUCACUCAAGUCGACGAAGGAGCCUCGCCCAGGAAUCGGUCGUACCUCGACCGGCUUCUCGUCAAAGGAGAGCACACUUCCCGGUGACAAGAAGUCGCGCUUUGGUCGGCGCAAGGAAUCAAAAGCGGAGGAUUCCAAACCUUCGGAUGACCUCACCAAGAUGAUGUCACGCGCCAGCAACUACAUGACCUUUGCGCAAAUCAAGAUGCCCUCGGUGGUGCUCUGCCUCAGCUACAAGGGCAAAGACAACCGCAACGUGGAGGACGUGCACGACUUUGUAUUCCGCAUGCCGGCGGUCGAGUGGCGCAACAAGACGUGGUCGAACCUCGACCUGGCUCUCGCGCUCAAGAAGGCAGUUAUCAAGGCUCUCAUCUCGCACACCGGUGCCAUCAUCGGCAACAAGUUCAAGCAUCGCCCAAGCAACACGCAAGCCAGCAAGCUUCGGGAACUCGCCAGCGGGUCCUCGCUCAUCGCACCCACGCCCUCGUCGUCGUCCCAGCAUGACGCGGAGAGCAUCAACAACAGCGACGACUCGUCGAGCUUAUACGGUAACUCGCCUGUCGACUACUCCCGCUCGCCGCCGCGCUCGCACCACGGCAGCUCGGCGAGCAGCAUUCCCAUCCCGCGGUCGACGAGUCGGAGUUCCAGCGUCGCAAGCGGGCGGUCCCGUCGGAUGGGCGAGUCGAGUCUCCAAACGCAGCAAUCACAGCAACAGCAGCCCGCCGUCCCCAGUUUCCUCAUGAUGACGCCGCCGACGCCGCUCGAUAGCCGGGCGCCGACACAAGGGUUGGGGUUCGAGCUGUUGAGGCCUUCUAGUAGGAGUAGUCUGGCGCCGUUUGACCAGGCUGGCGGGGGCACGAUCCGCUCGCUUUCACGGUCUGCAACGGGCGCGGAGUCGAGUGAUCGGAGGAGGUCUGCCGGGAGCGGGUUUUUGAGGGAUAAACUCAGUGCGCUGACGCAUCGGAAGCGUGAUGGGAAUCAGAAGGAGGCUGGCGGUAGUCAGGGCCAGGGGCAGAGGGAAGAUACGCCUGAGCGGGAGGACGAGGACGCGAAUGCUGCGCCUGAGAGACCCAAGGGUACGAAGAGGUUUCCUGGUUUGAGCCGGGUCAAGACUGGGUCAUAA
Molecule: messenger RNA, 8958 nt
Organism: Colletotrichum lupini
Lineage: Eukaryota; Fungi; Ascomycota; Sordariomycetes; Glomerellales; Glomerellaceae
Exons: 1
Coding region: 1-8958 (2985 amino acids)
Source: RefSeq, a predicted model, not a curated record